UCUUCUCUUAAACCAUCUCUCCUCUCUCUCUCUCUCUCAAACAUAUAUUAUUGCAAAGGAAAAAAAUAAGAAAAGAAAAAAAAAAAUAAGAAAUGGCAAAAAAUAAUCUCAAAACCCUGUUCUUGAUAUCACUUCUCCUCUUCUGCUCCACUAUAACCUAUGCUGCUCGGCCAGAACCAGGAUUUUCAGCCAUAAAUACUUCCAAAACCCAACAUGGGGUUGUUGAAGCAGAGCAAGUUGAAAGUGGCGAUGAAAUUAGCUGUGAAGGGAUUGGGGAAGAGGAAUGCUUAAUGAGAAGAACUUUGGUUGCUCAUACCGACUAUAUCUAUACCCAGAAACACAAGCCAUAGAUUCAUUAUUUUAGUUUGUUCUAAACUAUAAGUUAAUAUAAAAAUAUGUAGUUCUCGUUACUGAAAAUAUUUAUAUAUAUAGAAGAAAAUUUAUCUUCA
Cannabis sativa is the source of this 449-nucleotide messenger RNA. Its product is annotated as phytosulfokines 3-like. The record is from RefSeq and is a predicted model, not a curated record. Gene Ontology annotation, biological process: cell population proliferation. Gene Ontology annotation, cellular component: extracellular region. Gene Ontology annotation, molecular function: growth factor activity. The transcript is spliced from 2 exons. NCBI's taxonomy places the organism in Eukaryota, Viridiplantae, Streptophyta, Magnoliopsida, Rosales, Cannabaceae. The coding region runs from base 93 to 350 and encodes 85 amino acids.